This is a messenger RNA of Myotis lucifugus (little brown bat), 1550 nucleotides long. RefSeq names its product sialic acid-binding Ig-like lectin 14. The record is from RefSeq and is a predicted model, not a curated record. Gene Ontology annotation, cellular component: plasma membrane. Bases 93 to 953 code for a protein of 286 amino acids. The transcript has 5 exons. Gene Ontology annotation, biological process: cell adhesion. NCBI's taxonomy places the organism in Eukaryota, Metazoa, Chordata, Mammalia, Chiroptera, Vespertilionidae. Gene Ontology annotation, molecular function: sialic acid binding.
CCUGUUGGGGUGUCCUAGGCCCCACCCCAGAGCUGGGCACUUCCCUCCCUGACACAGGGACCUGGAUCCGCUCUGCCCUGCCAGAGGCAGACAUGGUGCCCCUGCUGCUGCUGCCCCUGCUGUGGGGGGGGUCCCUGCAGCAGCCGCCAGGCUAUGAGCUCCGAGUGCAGGAAUCGGUGACGGUGCAGGAGGGUCUGUGUGUCCAUGUGCCCUGCUCCUUCUACCCGUGGAGUUUGGGGUCUUCCUCUACCAAAGUCUACACCUACUGGUACCGGUACAAGGACAACAUAAACCAUCCUGUGGCCUCGAGCAGCCCAGAUAAAGAAGUGAAGAGUGAGACCAAAGGCCGCUUCCUCAUCGCGGACCCGACAACCAACAACUGUUCCCUGCAAAUCAGAGACGCCAGGAGGAGUGACUCAGGACGCUACUACUUCCGAGUGGAGAGAGGAAAUUCUGUGAGAUAUAGUUACUUACAUAAGAUGCUGGAUUUGCAGGUGACAGCCCUGACAGAGAGACCCCACAUCCAUGUACGGGAGCCUCUGGAGUCUGGCUGCCCCACACAGCUGGCCUGCAGCCUGCCAGGGGCCUGUGAAGGGGGACGACCUCUCACCUUCUCCUGGGCGGGAGCCGCUGUGGACUCGCUGGACCCCCAGACCCUCCCCUCCUCGGUGCUCACCUUCACCCCGAGGCCCCAGGACCAUGACACCAACCUCACCUGUCAGGUUCAAGUCCAAGGAUCUUUGUUGGCCACGCAGAGAACCAUUUGGCUCAAUGUGUCCUACAGCCAGCCCUUCAGCAGAUGUGUGACUGAGGAGCAGCAGGGCUCCUGGCCCCUGGUCCUCACCCUGAUCAGAGGGGCCCUCAUGGGGGCUGGCUUCCUCCUCACCUACGUCCUCACCUGGCUCUACUACACCAGGUGUGGAGGCCCCCGGAACAGGAGGCAGAGCUCCUGAUGGAUCCUCCCUUCCUCUCAAGAUGUUACUGAGGUGUGGACACCAGGCUAGAGGGACCGUCCUGGGACGUCAAUGUCACCAUCUCCCUGGAAGCUCUUGACUCACCUGCCUCCAAUGUGCCAGUGGGGUUUCAGUGUGUGGAAGUGACUGAGUGACCACAAGGGGAGUCAGUGCCAUGGAGAGAAGACUUUUCCUCCUUUCACCUCCUGAGAGGAGGGCCCGCUGUGCCCGGGAAGCCCCGGAUUUCCUCAGGAAGCAGAUGCAGGUGCAGAGCAGCCUAGCGAAGGCCUUGAUUGGGUUUCCCAUGGGAAACACAAGGCAGGGCAGGGUGAGCAGUUCAGGACCAGCUGGUGUGUGUCAGUCUGGGGGAUGGGCCUGUGGGCGUGGUCUCCAUGUGUCUGGUCCCAGGUGCUGGGUGAUUGGGGGCAGGUGGGGAGGCUGGGAAUAUGGGCUCAGGUUGGGUUGGUUUGCAUCUGAAAUUCUUUGCUGUCUCUGAGAAUGGGCGGGCCCUGGGAGGCCCUGUGUCUCCUUGGCUUCCAAUCUGCUUAAUGGCUCAAAACAUCCUGAGAUACAGAAAUAAACAAUAAUACACACCCA